Messenger RNA from Hemicordylus capensis (graceful crag lizard), 639 nucleotides. RefSeq names its product olfactory receptor 52B2-like. The record is from RefSeq and is a predicted model, not a curated record. Gene Ontology annotation, biological process: G protein-coupled receptor signaling pathway. The coding region runs from base 1 to 639 and encodes 212 amino acids. NCBI's taxonomy places the organism in Eukaryota, Metazoa, Chordata, Lepidosauria, Squamata, Cordylidae. Gene Ontology annotation, molecular function: olfactory receptor activity. The transcript is spliced from 2 exons. Gene Ontology annotation, cellular component: membrane.
AUGAGGCAUGUGCCCAAGAAGCGCUCAGAGACUCGAGCGGCAGCUUCCAGCAAGCCCAGAGCACCAAGUGCUGGAGAGAGAGAAGCAGCCACCCUCACCAGCUCCGUCACUGGGGAAAUUGGGCUGGCUGCCAUCGCCAGGAGCUUCUGCGUCAUUUUCCCUGUCAUCUUCCUUGUCAAGCGGCUGACCUUCUGCCAGCGCAACAUCCUCCCUCACACCUACUGUGAGCACAUGGGCAUUGCCCGGCUGGCUUGCUCCGACAUCACUGUCAACAUCUGGUACGGCUUCAUGGUGGCCAUUCUGGCUAUUGGCCUGGACACCUUGCUCAUUGCAGCAUCGUACGCUCUGAUCCUGAGGGCCGUCUUCUGGCUCCCUUCCAAAGAGGCCCGGUGGAAGGCCCUCAGCACCUGCGGGUCCCAUAUCUGCAUCAUCCUGAUCUUCUACACACCUGCGUUUUUUUCAUUCUUUGCCCAUCGCUUUGGUCACCACAUCCCAGGUUACAUUCACAUCUCCCUGGCCACAUUAUAUGUACUUGUCCCCCCCAUGCUAAAUCCCAUUGUUUAUGGGGUGAAAACCAAGGAGAUCCUGAGAAGAGUGACCAGGCUGUUCUGCCCACGAUUCACUAGGCCAGGUAGCUAA